This is a messenger RNA of Fusarium pseudograminearum CS3096, 1560 nucleotides long. RefSeq lists its product as uncharacterized. The transcript has 4 exons. Bases 1 to 1560 code for a protein of 519 amino acids. NCBI's taxonomy places the organism in Eukaryota, Fungi, Ascomycota, Sordariomycetes, Hypocreales, Nectriaceae. The record is from RefSeq and is a predicted model, not a curated record.
AUGCUAGAACCCUUCUUUGCUGCGCCUACUCCAUCAGUUGUUGACCCAGUCAAGACAAAGCCACGAGCUCGUAAACCAGGUCCUCGCCAACAGGGUCCUAAAAAGUUUGAGUUUGUGUCUUCGGGUCCCGUUGGUAAACCUGCGCCCGAGACUCGAAAGUUCAUCCGUAGCCAUGUAAUGCGCGGCAAGAAUACCAAGAAGACAUUGACAGUGCAACCAAACCAUGAACCAAGCCAAGACGACGUUGAAGAGAUUCAUCGUCCUGCGCCAUUGGCUGUCACUAACAUCACAAAUGACUCCUUAUGGACCGUCGGACAUACCCAUUCCCGCGGCGACAGAGCUUGGAUUCAGUCGCCGUCUCUCAUCGCCCAUCUAAUCAAACCUCCCCCUGAUCUAGAACUCUUUACAUUCGCUACCCCACUCGAUCAAACCUCUCUAUAUCUUAUAUACAGAUUUUUAACCACCAUAAAAGACACACUCUACCCAGCAGAAUGGUGCGUCGACUCGGAUUACCAAAAAGCAUGCUGGUUCCACUGGCUUUUAGAAGACCCAGCCUACCUACACUGCGUAUGCUUCAUGGUCAGCGCCUAUCAAGACCUCAUCGCGGCUCAAGGUCGUGGAAAAGGUUGGGCUGGAGAGUGUUCUACCUCGACGAGGAACCGGCUGCGACAUACUAUCAAGCUGUUGCAGGAUAGACUGCAAGACCCCAAAAAGCAAAUGGACGAUACUACGACUGCUACUAUUAUCUCUCUGGCCACGAUGGCUGAUGUUAUGGAGGAUCCUCAGGCUUUUGAGGCGCACUCUAAUGGGUUGAGGCGGAUAGUCAAAAUGAGAGGUGGUUUGGAGGGAUACACACAUAACCGUCAACUCCAGAUCAAGCUGUGUCGCGUCGAUCUUGGAUGGUCCAUAAGAAACGGCUGCAAACCCGAAAUCUACAGCGGCAGACCAGCCUGGGAACCCCUCCUCGAAGCCUUUGGAACCGUCGCAUGCUCCUUCGAGAUCCAAGAGCCAUCACUAAACUUUAUGAACAUCUACUACACCUGGGACUGGCGUCUCCAAAACGCCUUCAAAGACCUCCGCGAUUUUUCAGCACUAGCCAACAAACUCUCACCCGGAGCUCAAAAACUCGAGCCAGAAGCGUUUCAAGAAAUCAUGCUCUCGAUCCAAUACAGACUACUACAGCUUGACUUUUCCUCCCACCCAGAUCCUUUACAAGAAGCGCUCCGCGUCGGUCUUUUAGCCUACGAGUCAACCAUCUUUUUGCAAAUACAGAAAACAAAGUUAAAGUCGGAGUCUUUUGAGAUUCAGUUUCGGGAGGCUAUACAGGGGAUACCCGUGCAGGGAGAAGCAGUUGCGAAUGUCAAGCUCUGGCUUUUGCUUAUUGGGGCAAUAAUGGUGUUUGAGGGGAGUGAGGAGUGGCUUGUGCAGUCUAUCAGGAGUCUGGCAGGGAGGCAGGGGUGGGAUGAGGUGAGGGAGCGUGUGAGGGAGGUUAUGUGGAUUGAUGUGAUUCAUGAUGGGCCUGGUAAGGAGGCGUAUCAAGCUGCGCAGGUUUGUGGGUAA